UGCAAGUCCAGUCAUCAGUCAAAGCAAGUUUCGAUUCGGUGUACUCGUCGUUUGUCGUCGUCGUAAUAAAUUUUUUCCUCGUCUCGACGGCGCGGAUUACAAAAAUAAUCCCGUUCACAAAAGUGACCGCAAAUCGGGCCCAGCCCCCGAAAGAAGUUAUCGCGCGUGGCCACAUUCGCCCGAAUUGUUCCCUGAAAAUUCGGAUCCCAGCCAACAGAAGUUCCACGGAUUUCGUGUGAGUGUGUUUGUGUGUGCUGCUGCUGCUACUCGUUUCCCCCGUUUGGAUUUUCUGAUUCGCUCCCGAAGAUUAUUCACCCAUCAUCAAGUUGCGACGACGAGGAAGGAAUUCAGAAUUUGCCAGCAGGCCAACUACUCCUCGGAGAUUCCUUUUCGGGGUGGAGAAGUCUAGUGUUGUUGAUUUCGUUGGUGUUACCCCUCAGUAAAAGUUUUCGUUCGCUGUUGUUGUCUUUCAUCGUCGCUGAUAUUGGAUACCUUGCCGGGGACCUAGGAGUCACAGAGAGGAGCAGCAGACGGAGGAAGGAUGCAAACGAUAAAGUGCGUAGUGGUCGGGGACGGGGCCGUCGGUAAAACCUGCCUGCUCAUUUCCUACACCACCAACAAAUUCCCCUCGGAGUACGUGCCAACGGUGUUCGACAACUAUGCCGUCACGGUGAUGAUCGGCGGCGAGCCAUACACACUCGGACUGUUUGAUACCGCUGGUCAGGAGGAUUACGAUCGGCUCAGGCCCCUAUCCUAUCCACAGACGGACGUAUUCUUGGUUUGUUUCUCCGUGGUCAGUCCCAGCUCGUUCGAGAACGUCAAAGAGAAGUGGGUCCCAGAGAUCACGCACCACUGCCAGAAGACGCCGUUCCUGCUGGUCGGUACUCAGAUCGAUCUGCGUGACGAGCAGAGCACGCUGGAAAAGCUGGCCAAGAACAAGCAGAAACCGAUCACUCUGGAGCAGGGCGAAAAGCUUGCCAAGGAGUUGAAGGCGGUCAAGUACGUCGAGUGCUCGGCACUGACACAGAAAGGACUCAAGAACGUAUUCGAUGAGGCCAUAUUGGCCGCCCUGGAACCGCCAGAGCCCACCAAAAAGAGGAAGUGCAAGUUUCUGUAAAACAUUCGCACGCACACACACAAUUACAGU
This is a messenger RNA of Uranotaenia lowii, 1147 nucleotides long. It is a transcript of the gene Cdc42, whose product is annotated as cdc42 homolog. Gene Ontology annotation, molecular function: GTPase activity; GTP binding. Bases 542 to 1117 code for a protein of 191 amino acids. Gene Ontology annotation, biological process: small GTPase-mediated signal transduction. The transcript has 5 exons. NCBI's taxonomy places the organism in Eukaryota, Metazoa, Arthropoda, Insecta, Diptera, Culicidae. The record is from RefSeq and is a predicted model, not a curated record.